CUGACUCGGUCUCUCUCCUCCCAUUCCCAUCUAUUCUGCAAGAAAAAUGAGAAAACGCACUGUGCAUGCAUGUUUGGGAGUCGCGGUUGCUUGCUUUAUUUUACUGAUGAUGGUAACUCCACCCAUUCCUCAGCCUCAGAAAUACCAUGAUUUUGCUGACAAACGCGAAUUCUUUGGCAUUCCCAAUGCGCUUAAUGUGAUAUCAAAUUUUCCAUUCGUGGUUAUUGGUCUCAUUGGGCUUAUGCUUUGUCAUCGUAGGAACUAUUUUAAGCUCAGUUUUCAAGGUGAGCUAUGGGCUUGGACAUGCUUUUAUGUUGGUGUGGCUUCAGUUACUUUUGGGUCUUCAUACUAUCAUCUCAAGCCAAAUGAUGAUCGUCUUGUGUGGGACAGGUUGCCGAUGACUGUUACUUUCGCGGCAAUGAUGGCGAUUCUCAUCAUUGAAAGGAUUGAUGUGAAGAAGGGAACAAUUUCAAUUGUACCUCUAAUUAUGGCGGGUAUAAUAAGCAGUGUCUAUUGGAGGUUCUUUGGUGACAUACGUGUAUAUCUUCUGGCCCAAAUUGUACCAUGCAUUGCCAUACCUCUCAUGGCUAUUUUGUUACCUCCAAUGUACACACAUUCAAUGUAUUGGCUCUGGGCUGCAGGAUUUUAUCCUCUAGCUAUGCUGCAAGAUGCUACCGAUAGAGUGAUUUAUAAAUUGACUUUUCAUACUGUCAGUGGUCACACACUUAAGCAUUUGACUGCUGCAAUGGCUCCUCUCAUCACAACAGUCAUGCUUGCAAAGAGGAGUGUUUACUUAGAGAGGCUUUUGCAUGCAAAGACUACUUAA
Molecule: messenger RNA, 826 nt
Organism: Gastrolobium bilobum
Lineage: Eukaryota; Viridiplantae; Streptophyta; Magnoliopsida; Fabales; Fabaceae
Exons: 7
Coding region: 47-826 (259 amino acids)
Biological process (GO): ceramide metabolic process
Cellular component (GO): membrane
Molecular function (GO): hydrolase activity, acting on carbon-nitrogen (but not peptide) bonds, in linear amides
Source: RefSeq, a predicted model, not a curated record